Molecule: messenger RNA, 1388 nt
Organism: Triticum aestivum (bread wheat)
Lineage: Eukaryota; Viridiplantae; Streptophyta; Magnoliopsida; Poales; Poaceae
Product: polyubiquitin
Exons: 2
Coding region: 259-1176 (305 amino acids)
Molecular function (GO): protein binding
Source: RefSeq, a predicted model, not a curated record
GUUUUUUCCCCCCGGAAUUCCGGAAUUGCGUGGUGGGGGUGGAGGUGGACCGCGAGUCCGCGACCGCCUCUCUCUCCCCGGCCUAUCCGCUCCGUCCUCCACACUUCUUCCUUCUCUCCCUCCCCACCGUCCGAGCCUGCUAUAAAUUCCCCGCCCCCUCCCGUCUCCUCUCCACACAUCCGGUCCAAUCCAAUCCAAUCCAGUCCCCCUCUGAUCUCACCGAGAAAUCGACGCGAAGGCUCUCUCCCCGUCCUCAAGAUGCAGAUCUUUGUGAAGACCCUCACCGGCAAGACCAUCACCCUUGAGGUCGAGUCCUCGGACACCAUUGACAACGUCAAGGCUAAGAUCCAGGACAAGGAGGGCAUCCCUCCGGACCAGCAGCGUCUCAUCUUCGCUGGCAAGCAGCUCGAGGAUGGCCGCACCCUGGCUGACUACAACAUCCAGAAGGAGUCCACCCUCCAUCUGGUGCUCAGGCUCAGGGGUGGCAUGCAGAUCUUUGUCAAGACCCUCACGGGCAAGACCAUCACCCUUGAGGUCGAGUCCUCUGACACCAUCGACAAUGUCAAGGCUAAGAUCCAGGACAAGGAGGGCAUUCCUCCGGACCAGCAGCGCCUCAUCUUCGCUGGCAAGCAGCUCGAGGAUGGCCGCACCCUUGCUGACUACAAUAUCCAGAAGGAGUCCACCCUCCACCUGGUGCUCAGGCUCCGUGGUGGCAUGCAGAUUUUUGUGAAGACCCUCACCGGCAAGACCAUCACACUUGAGGUUGAGUCCUCGGACACAAUUGACAACGUGAAGGCUAAGAUCCAGGACAAGGAGGGCAUCCCUCCGGACCAGCAGCGUCUCAUCUUUGCUGGCAAGCAGCUCGAGGAUGGCCGCACCCUGGCUGACUACAACAUCCAGAAGGAGUCCACCCUCCAUCUGGUGCUCAGGCUCAGGGGUGGCAUGCAGAUCUUUGUGAAGACCCUGACCGGCAAGACCAUCACCCUGGAGGUUGAGUCCUCUGACACCAUCGACAACGUGAAGGCAAAGAUUCAGGACAAGGAGGGCAUUCCCCCGGACCAGCAGCGCCUGAUCUUUGCUGGCAAGCAGCUUGAGGAUGGCCGCACCCUGGCGGACUAUAACAUCCAGAAGGAGUCCACCCUUCACUUGGUGCUCCGUCUCCGUGGUGGCCAGUAAGUACCUGGCAAUGGAGCGGCUUCUGUGCGGGUUCACAGGUCUUGUGUCUUCGGUAUGGCCUCCAAUGGUGCCUGUGUCUGUUGUCCUGGUCGUUUCUUUGUUUCUACCGUACUGUGAUGCAUCGUUAUGUUCAGUUGUAUUUGAAAACUAAAGCUGUUGUGAAGCAGCUUUGGUGAACUUGAUAAAUAAGUGAGGCCUGAAUUGUGUCUGCA